UGGAUGAAUCAUAUCAGCCCAAUGAAAAAGGAAUUGUUGGGUGUAUUGGAUGCUUCUCAAUGUUUGCUUAAAAAAGCAGGAUUCCCUUCACCAUACACAUAUUUUGGCAUAACAAAAAAGGAAGCCAACAGAGAACCAAAGUAAUCAUAAUUCAUUGAUCAUCAAUGGAAGAUGGAGAUAGCGGCAGGAGAAGGAAAAUUUCUUCAUAUGAGAGAGUGGCAGCCAUAAGCUUGGUGAUUCUAGCUGUGGCUUCUCCUCUCUACAUAGACAGUAGACCAGAGAGUGAGUUGGAAGAUGAUGACCAAUCCAUAAACUUUGGUUUUGGGUUGCCCUUGCUUCUCUUUGUGUUGAUUUUAGCCAUAGCUUUAUCAGCUUUUCUUGACCGCAACUUCACCAGGUUUGAUCGUUAUUGGAUUCAUAGAGUUGGUGGUUCGUCUGGUGGCAUUGUUUUAAUCCUUCUUGUUCUCUUUCUGGUUUUGAAGUGUAAGGCCUCUGCGUAAAAAGUUGUUAUGCUUAAACUCCAUAGUAAGAAAUGCAACAACUUCUUUUUCUA
This is a messenger RNA of Cajanus cajan (pigeon pea), 553 nucleotides long. RefSeq lists its product as uncharacterized. NCBI's taxonomy places the organism in Eukaryota, Viridiplantae, Streptophyta, Magnoliopsida, Fabales, Fabaceae. The record is from RefSeq and is a predicted model, not a curated record.